This is a messenger RNA of Dicentrarchus labrax (European seabass), 8319 nucleotides long. RefSeq lists its product as uncharacterized. NCBI's taxonomy places the organism in Eukaryota, Metazoa, Chordata, Actinopteri, Moronidae. Bases 191 to 7783 code for a protein of 2530 amino acids. The record is from RefSeq and is a predicted model, not a curated record. The transcript has 48 exons. Gene Ontology annotation, molecular function: zinc ion binding; nucleic acid binding.
AGAUAAGCGGUUUCACCACCGCGCAACUCAAACCUCUAACAUCCUCCGUGUGUUCACAGUGCAGCCCUGCAACCAGAUAAUGCACUUUUUAAAAAAGUUUUUUUGGAUAAAUCUUCAGACUACGACGUGACUUUCCUGAGUGGAGAGAAGUUUAAUUAAGUUUUUUUGUUGCGGGCAGGAACUUUUGACCAUGGAGGACAACAUCUUGGGCUGCCAGGUCUGCCUCACCAAAUUUAAGUGGAUAUCUGAUUUCAAGAAACAUGCACGCUCAACAAAACAUCGAGAGAAAAUUAAAGAGAUCUUCCAGGAAGAUACAUUCAAGGGUCAUGGCUUAUUUCCCUACAUUACUGUGAUGGAUUCUAGAGGAAAACAUGACAUCAAACAACCACUCAUAGGCUUGUCUCUGCUGACGUUUUGUUUCAGCCUAGAGACAAAGAUCUUUUUUUACUUGUGCCAUGUCUGUGAGGAAAAGUGUCUACCAGACAGGAUUGCGCGCCACCUCUCUUCUAGUGACCACUGCAGCAACUACUUUAACUACACAGACCCCAACGUACUGAGUUUGUCAUGGCUCCCCAGCAUGAAUAUGAGCGUCAUUCUCAGGCCUGAGCUCACAAAGGAAGCCCAUGAAAGAGGACCUGGACAACUGCAGAUGUUGGAUUUACCUGGAAAUAUGCUGAAAAAGCUUGAAACAAGUACCUACUCUGAAGUGAUGCGGACUCUCAGUGAAAAUGAGAAGCUCCUGAAGCUAAUUGAAGCGGUCAAGCCAAAGAGGAUGAUGAUACAAACAUACCAAAGAGACAGCAACAGGAAGCAUCCACUUCUUGGCCUGCAGCACAUUGUUGAAUGUGUUUGUGUCGGACUGAACGAGAAGAGAUACUACCUCUGCACGCUCUGCAAACUCACUUUGGCCGCCCACAUGGUCAUCAAACACGUCCUGAGCUUUGACCACAUCUAUUGUUACUUUAAAGCGUGGCACCCCUCUACUCUGCUGUCAAAGGAAUGCUACAAGGAUUACAACAAGGCCUUAACCUCCAUGAUACUUGAUUUUGCCAAGCAGACAGAGGAGAUUCAUGGCACUGCAAACGCUGAUAUGAAGCAAGUGAGCCUGGAGCCUGCCAAAUUCACCUCAGUGAAUUUCACUUGUUAUGCAGAAGCUUUGAAGGAACUGGAAUCCAUCACAAAGGAAAACAAGGAGAGCAGCUUGAUUACGAGCAUCAAACCAGGGAAGAAACUAGAGCGUCUUGCUGUGUCAGCUUUGAAGGAACUGGAAUCCAUCACAAAGGAAAACAAGGAGAGCAGCUUGAUUACGAGCAUCAAACCAGAGAAGAAACUAGAGCGUCCUGCUGUGUCAGCAACUUCUGUAGCAUUUUUGUGCAAACUAUGCUGUCAGGAGUGCAAUGUGAUCUUUGAGACGACAGCUCAGUAUUUCAAACAUGUGUCACAGAGAGAACACAAAGAGAUGUUGGAGAAAUUCUUUGUCAAAGAUGAAAGUGACGAUGGUUGUGCCCAAACAGUUAGGAAACCCAGACUGGGCUUCUUCAAGUACCUCAAAGAGAGGUCGGCGCAAAAUCAACCAGCUAUUGGUGUAUCCCUGGUUGUGACGUGUGUCAGCACUCAGGUUCAGGUGGAACCUAUUUACGUGUGCUUUGCAUGUAAGGACUGUUUCCCUGAUUCCGUUGUCAGACAACACUUCAACUCUCGAAAACAUCUCAUAAACACAAUGCUGUAUCAGAAUCCCUGGCGGCUCCCUUUUGGCUGGGAGAAUCGCCUCGAUGUGAAAGGCUUGACAGCAGUGGCAUGGAGAGAAGAGGAAGAAAGAAGACUAAAUCAGAUGACACUGAAGAUUCUUGAUAUCCCAUACUGGAUGUUUGCCCAUCUCACUUCUGAUUACCCAAAAGUGAUGACGUUACUUCAACGACACCACACUCUCCUAAAGCGCAAUGUUCCACAGUGUGAAACCUACAGCAAACUCAAAGAGAACGAGAGAUUUCCUCUGCUGGGGCUGCAGUUCCUGGUCAUGCACGACAUGGUCAAACAGCAUCAGUCCCUAGGAGUGGGAUUUCUGUGUUUGCUCUGUAAGAGGAGGUUGUCGGAUGAGGAAUGUCACGCUCAUGUGUUCAGUCGGGAACAUGUUGCAACAUUUCUGGACUGUUUCCACCCAGGCUCCCUGAAUUCAAGCACCGAUGUAGAGACCUUAUUGGACUUGGCCAAACAAGCUGGACGUAUUCACUCCAUAUCACAUGUGCAGGUAAUAAAGUUGGAUAAAAAACCCAUCUGGGAGCCAUGUACCUACCACAAAGCCAUAUCCAUUCUGGCAUCUGCAAAGAGAAGAGAGGGGAAAGGAAAGCUUAAACCCCCAAUAAUGCAUAAAAUGAAGCUGGUCCCCAGAGGAACUUUGAAAGAUGUGGACAAGGCCCAUGUGAGCGAAAACAGCAGGGUGAUGGAGGGGUCUGAGAAAAAGACCAUUCAAAAGUCUACAGAAUACAGUGAGACAAGCCUGACAAACACUUCAGUAGAAGAUGGUGUUGAGAUCGCCAAUACACAGUGUGUAGAGAAUGCAGAAAAUGCUGGAAAGGAAGGAGACAAAAAGAUACCUACUCCAAGUCCAAAAGAAUCAGAGAGGAGAAAAGAGGUGUUUCCAAAAACUAGUUCAGAGGAGAUAAAGAAUGCAGUUAGUGAGACAUGCCGGAGGAUAAAGCAGGAGAAGAUUGUAAAGGAAGAGGACAUUGAAAAGCCUAUAGUGAGAACACCAAGUGGGGAGACCCUAGAAAGCUGCAAGAUCGCAGAUAAAACUGAUGGAACAGAGAUUGGAGAAGAAAGGAGCAAAAGUAGCAAAGAUGCUCUCACACAGUUGAAGAAUACUGCAUGCAAAGAAAAUGAAAAUAAGCGUUCAAGCAGCACGUGUGAAAAAUCACAGGACGACACAUGUCCUAAUGAGGAAGCAGAGAAAGAAAUGUGCUAUAAAAGGCAGCGACUCACCUUCAAACAAGAAGCAUCUUGUGAAGAACCCCAAAACCUGCCAAGCAGCAGACAAACGGAGGGAGUAGACAAAGAGACUCCUACUCCAAGUCCAAAAGAAUCAGAGAGGGGAAGAGAGGUGUUUCCAAAAACUAGUUCAGAGGAGAUAAAGAACGCAGAUAGUGAGACAUGCCAGAGGAUAAAGGAGGAGAAGAUUGAAGAGCUUAUAGUGAGAACACCAAGUGGGGAGUCCCUAAAAAGCUGCAAACACACAGACAAAGCUGAUGGAACAGAGAUUGGAGAAGAAAGGAGCAAAAGUAGCAAAGGUGUCCUGAAACAGUUGAAGAAUAACACAUACAAAGAAAAUAAAAGAAAGCGAUCAAGCAUGUGUGAAAAAUCACAGGAGGUCACAUGUCCUAAUGAGGACGUAGAAAUGGGCCAUAAAAGACAGCGACUCACCUUCAAACAACAAGCAUCUUGUGAAGAACCCCAAAACCUGCCAAGCAGCGGACAAACGGAGGCGACCACCGCAGACGAGGGAGAAAGUGGAAAAUUGAGUCACAAGACUGCAAAGGAUAACGUGUCUCCUAGCUUGAACCAAGCGCAAGAACAAGCAGCUCAACUGUGGCAGUAUGUCAAGAGGAAGAGCAGAGAGCCUGUGGUUGGCUUGAAUGCACUUCUUGAAUGCUAUUGUGAUCAGCGUGGUCCCAUCUACCUCUGUGAGUGCUGCUCUCUGAAGAUCCCAGAGAAGAACAUCAUCAGCCAUGUUACUGGAGCUGAACACCAGAAGAUGUACCUAGUGGGGUUACAGAAACUCCCACCUCCACCAGGGAAGCACCUGAAGCAGAACAUCAGACAUUUGGCUGCUUUGUUUGAAAAAGCUAAUGGAUAUGGAGAAGCUCAGGUUGUUGAUCUGGAUGAACGGAUUUACAAUGACAUCUCUAAACAAAACUUUGAAUCAGCCAUACAGACAGUGAAGACACUUCUGACUGUUCAACCUGUGGACACCUCAGUCACCCAUCAUGCUCAACAAGAGGUUUAUUCAAACACAGAGGACUUGCAGGUGGGGGACAAGGAGGUUGGUGAUUCGGACUCUGAGGCACAGCCAUCUUCUGUAACUGCAGCCGUGACUGUAAUGACUGAAUCUGCUUGCAAAACAACAGAAGUCCCCCCUGAAUCAAAUGAAGAUGCCAAAAUGAUAAAAGUGUCGGAUUUAACUGCCAACGCUUACACCUACCCGACUGUUUCCACAAGUAGUGAAGACCCAUCAAGUCUACACUUGUGCACAGGGGGGACAAACACAACCCGUCUGCAUCCUGAUUCCAGAAAUGACUCCAAAGCCAAAAUAAUUUCAAACUCAACUGUGGGACCAUUAAAAACAAUAACCACUUCCAAAAUAGUGGGGAUAUCCCAAUAUGGUGAAAACACCUUAAAAAAUUCUGAAACUGCAUCUAAAACUUCGACUGCAUCUCAAACUAUGGUGACAUCUGUGGCCACUAAAACGAUUAAAACGUCAGUCAAAUGUGAGAACACUGUCAAGACUUCACUUAUGAAGCACUCAGUGGGGCCAGAUACUGAUGCUGCACCAAGUGUUCCUAAGAGUAACGCGCCUGCAGCUCCGCACUUGACCGUGUUCAUGUCUGAAAAGAAGAAUCCACCAACAGAGCCAUCACAUAACUCUAAGCCAAGUGAAGUUGGCUUAAACCAGUUGAUUAAAGUAUCGUGUGAAGGAAGGCGGCAAGUCUACUGUCAGCUGUGUUCAGUCAGGUUGGAACAGUCCAGUCACCUUUUCAGCCAAAGGCACCAGUAUAACUACGUGAAAAUGAAGUUCCCUGCGUGGACUGCCAAGCCGUCUGAGAACAAAUUGGACAAGAUAGUGGCCCACUUGGCUGAGGCUGAGAAAAAUACAGGAUCCCGAUGCAACCAGAUAGAAGUGACGAUCGAUGAGUACGAGGAGCUGGCUGCUAUUCCAGAAGUCAAAGCUCUACAAAAAGUUAAAGCAAUGUUGAGACGGAGAGAUCUCAUCAGGGGGGUCUCAUCUCCUACAACCACAGCAGAUGAGAGACUUGCCCUUGCUAGUCCAUGUGAAGCUUCAAGCCCAGAUGAUGCUGUCAGGAUGGAGCCACCUCAGGGUUGUGCAGAUCCUCUUGCCACUGACUCAGAAUCACACAGAGGCAGCUUUGUCCAAACCCCACAUAUACACCAAAAGAUGGCUGAGAAGAGACACAUGCAGGAGAGAAGUGGCCCAAAGUUAGAGGACACACAGAAGGUGCUGGAAGGCACUCAGAGAACAUCACCUGUAAAAUUCUUCAACCAAGACCCGCGCACUGCUGCUGCUUUACUGAAUACAAAACAGCAGAGCCAACCAAGACCGACCGAGAAAGUAGAACAUGUACGAAAACCCUUAAGAUGUGCUCCAGGAGCCAAGCACCACUGUGCAUCACACGAAGUCCCAACGAUAGGGGAAAGAACUCAGGACAGGAGUCAUCUGUCCUUCUUCCUAAAAGUGAAGAGACUGAACUGUAAAUCAGUUGGAUUAGGCUUUGUGUGGGAGUGUCACGGAGAGCCACCACAGAAACUAUUCUUCUUGUGUGAGAGCUGCAGAGAAACAAUCACCUUGAGUGACAUCUGUCAACACAUGGUCAGCAAUGAGCACCAGCGCAAAUACAUGCUGAUGCAGCACCCUCAAUAUAUAAAGUUCUGGGAUGAGAAGGAUCUGCUCCCACAGAUGAAACUGGAGAUUUUAAAUGAUGUCGUCCCACUGCUCUCAGAGCAGGAGAGUAACAACAAGAUAGAUGCGCAGGUUGUAAAGCUGAGACCGCACAUUCAUAAAUAUGUUGAGACAGCUCCGUUCAGUGAAGCUUUACAAUUAGUGCAAGACAUCAAGAAAGAACCAAAACGGAGCGUCCUCUGUCCACCUGUCAGCGCUGAACAACAAACCGACCGGCAGCCUGAGGACCAGCAGAGUCGAGAGGAAUCUCUUCGACCAGAGAAUCGGUCAACACAGGCACUUAGGACAGACCAGAGAAGUGACAAUGUUAAAACAACCAAAGAGCUAAUGGAACAAUGGCAAAGCAUCUGUGAGAAGGAAACCCUGAAUUUUUCAAAAAGGAGCCUAUUAAAAGCAAGAAAAAAUAAAGAAAAACAUAAUUUGGAAGAGACUGCAGUGGCUGGAGAUUUGGAUGGGGUCGAACAAAGAAGAGUCUUGAGUGCCCUGGAUGUGACCAGUGCUUCCUCAAAGGCCGAUAACAGAAUAUGUCCGCCCCAUCUUGCUGGCACAUGUCACAGUCCACAAGAGACCUGCAGGAGCCUUUCAAUGCAACCUGAGCUCAGACCACCGGCUUCUCAGAACCAGAGAUCUAUCCCUGAGUUGCAAGUGAAACAGGGAGAGGUGCACUCAGUAUCCCCAUCUUCCUCUGUUGUUAGUCCUGAAACCAGUCAAACCCUGUCUCUGUCUCCGAGAAACAGCUGCCCUCCGACCAGGAAAAGGCCAGCUGUUGAAUCUCUGGAAACAUUGGUUAGACCUUGCACCAGUAACCCCCAACCCGAUGAGCCUUUGCCAGCCAAGUGCACACGCUUCUCAGAGAAGUAUAUCAGUCAGCCCAGCACUGAAUCAACCUCAGAGUCCACUCCUGUUAACCCUGCUGCAACCUCCACCCUCCUGGCUCCCAAGGACACAGGACCUGGAACUGACGAACAAGACCCAUCCAUUGUCAACCAGAAAAAGUUGGAGCAUCUAAUGGCUCUGCUGAGAGAGAUGAAGUCUGACGUAAACAUAUCAGCUCCAGAUGAUGCUGAGGCUACAACCUCCUGUGCAGACGGUAGAUCUGAAACGGCAAAAAAACAAACAAGAUGGGAUUCGAAGUGGCAGCAGGUUAAAGCUACACCGAAAAAUAACUCCCCCUCCACUGACUCAUUGGAGGGGAUGUUUUCAACAACAGCAGCUCCUGAGAACCAACUCACCACCACUCAUGUGAACCCUGCUUUCUCUGCCGCCAGCUCAUCUAUUGAGGGCUAUUUAGCGAGGGACAACCAAGCCGAGGCAGUCAGUGUGUCUUCCGCCAGCACUGCUGACCCCAAUGAUCCACAACAACAGAGAAGUGUUCAGAGCAUGUUUGUAAAUGUGAGCCAGUUCAUUCCUACUUCCUUUCACUGUGUAGCCAACAACCACAAUUCAGGUCAGAUACCACAAGGUAACACAGACACAGACAGCCCUGGGGGUGGUCAGUUGCCCAUUGACUCCAUCAUAACCGCCAGGCCAGAGCUCCCUAACCAGCAGUUUAUGGGUGGCUAUAAUGCACAGGACCACACGGAGGUGAACAGAGGCCAUCAGGUCGCUCACAGUUUGCCCACAGUUGCAACAGCAAGUCCCAGUGACAGUCUGGCUGCUCUCGGGGGGUAUGGUCAGUACAGCCAAAUGGCUUAUGUCACAAAUGGAGACGUUCCAGGUUAUCUUUCUUCUGAGGCUGUUGGAUACACAACUCAAGACAACCUUUCUGAAAGUUACACAAAAAGGGUUUUCUACACCAGCCAGAUUUACCCAGAACAAGUAAACCGCUUUGGACACUUAGCAACUUCAAUGUCAUCAGGAUGGCCGGAAAUCCAACAGCAGCAGCAGCUAAUGCAGCGGCAACUAAUGCAGCAGCAACUAAUGCAGCAGCAACUAAUGCAGCAGCAACUAAUGCAGCAGCAACUAAUGCAGCAGCAGUACUCCGCAUGGACAAGCACUGCCCUGGCUGCUGGAGGUGGAAAAUUGACCAAUGAGGCUUCUUACUUAGCAGCUGCCUUAGCUUCCAUUCACUGCUCCAGCCAACAGUUUAAUUAGAUUAAGUGACCCGAACAACUACAGAAUCGCUCUAAAACAGAACAGCACUAACACAUGAACAAACAUCAGUUUACUUCGAGCAUCCGGUAAUUGACAAUCCUCCUACAGGCAACAGUCAAAUCACAUGAUCCCAGACACCUGCAAGCUCCUCUUUUUAGCAACAAAGAGUUGGGAAUAUGUAUUAAAUCAGUUUGAACUCCUGAAACGCCCAAACAACAGAUCUUUUUAGAAAAGGUUUAUAAAUAUAUAAUAGUGUAUUUUUAAUUAAGUUAACUGGUUUUGUCUUUUGGAGUAGCAACAAGUUCAGGAUACUGUAUGUACUUUUGCUAUUUUCAAUUUUUGGUUUAUAAAACCUUUGAAAAACACCAUAUUGCAUACCUAAUGUAACAGUUUCAGCCGCCUACUGUGAUUUUUUUUAUUUUUUAUUUUUAUAUUCAUAUUUUGUAAAUUUAAAUACGAUUUCUGUAAAAUUCAGAUCUGUGUGAAAUAUAUUUGUAUAUUUUUUUCAUAAAUUGCCUUGUUUUUGGCUGAAAUUA